Messenger RNA from Papilio machaon (common yellow swallowtail), 3765 nucleotides. RefSeq lists its product as uncharacterized. The record is from RefSeq and is a predicted model, not a curated record. The transcript has 3 exons. Gene Ontology annotation, molecular function: nucleic acid binding. Gene Ontology annotation, biological process: DNA integration. NCBI's taxonomy places the organism in Eukaryota, Metazoa, Arthropoda, Insecta, Lepidoptera, Papilionidae. The coding region runs from base 1 to 3765 and encodes 1254 amino acids.
AUGCCGACAAGCCCUGCGACUAGUUCCCAACAUGUAGACACCGUUGCCCCAAGUGAGACGUCUAAAUCAAAGACAUCACGCUCGUCGUCCACAAUUAAGGCUCAAAGGGCAGCCGUAGAGGCCCUCGCUCUGCGCCGACGUCUUGAGCACGAGCAGGAGCUCGCUGAAAAUGAGAGGCAGCGUGAGCUACAGCUGGCCGAACGCGAGAGGCAGCUCGCUGAACACGAGAGGCAGCUCGCCGAACGCGAGAGGCAGCGUGAGCUACAGCUGGCCGAACGCGAGAGGCAGCGUGAAAGUCGACUGGCAGCACUCCGUCAGCAGGUGGAGGAGGGCGAACUGCAGGCCGAACUUGCCGCUCUCGACGCGGAAGCCGCUUCAAGUCGCAGCAGUCGCAGUGGUUCGGCCAGGAUCAGCGGAGAAAGAACAGAAAGAUGGGUACAAAGUUUAGGACAGCCAGUUUGCGUUGGCGAAAAUACAGUUAUUAGAGGCAUCCCUGCAGUAGGGCGCGAGCAAGUAAUGGUUCCGCCUCCCGGCCACCAGGCAUCUCUGCCGGCCACUGGGUCAACUGCAUUCCCUAUUAACCGUUUUUUUCACCAGAAGCAACUUUCAAACGUCACGAGGCCGUCCGAGGCGGCCGUGCUAUGCGUUGGCGAAGAUACAGAUAUUGAAAAUAUUAGUAGGUUACAAAAUGCUCUUCGCGGCGCGGCCCGAGAUGCAGUCGGGUCACUGUUGCUGGCUACAGAGGACCCAAACGAUAUAAUUAGAGCUCUGGAGGAGAACUUCGCUCGCCCUGAAAUUAUAGUAUUUAAGGAAGUCUCCGCUCUAAAAAAUUUACCACGUUUGGGAAAUUACUUAAAAGAAUUAAUUACGAUAACGAAUAAGGGUCGUAUUGCUCUCACUGCUGAUAUCCGGGAAAUGUUCCCUCAAGUAAGGGUCAGGGAGCAAGAUAGGGACGCCCUCCGGUAUCUCUGGAGGUCAAGCAGAGACCAACCAAUAAAGGAGUUUAGGAUGACAGCCGUCAUUUUCGGUGCGUGCUGCAGUCCAUUUAUAGCACAAUUUAUUAAAAAUAAAAACGCUAGUGAGCACGAAAGUUUAUUUCCUAAGGCAGCUCAUGCUAUUUUGUACAAUCAUUAUAUGGACGAUUAUAUUGACUCUCUCGAUGACGUUCAAGAGGCAGCACAACUGGCGGCAGAUAUUGUUACCGUACACAACGAUGCCUGUUUCGAAAUACGGGGCUGGAUUUCCAACGACUCAUCAGCGCUGAAAUUUAUUCCUGCUGAUCUUAGGGCCACUCAACCGUCGUCGGAAAUCAAUGUUGGCAGCUGCUCUGCAAAUAAUAUUAGAGCAUUAGGAGUAUUGUGGAAUCCCACAACAGAUAAUUUAGGGUUCCGUUCAGGCUUAGGUGAAACAUUUCCGAACCCUCUCACAAAACGCAAAGUUCUUUGUCACCUCAUGCGUGUGUACGACCCGUUAGGCUUAUUAGCUCCAAUAGUCGUAAAGGGUCGAAUAUUAUUCCAACAAACGUGGAGGUCUAAUGUCGACUGGGACACCGAGUUCCAACCCACGGAAGCAUUAAGGUGGUCUGAUUGGUUUCAGGAGUUGUCAAAAGUAACAUCUUUGGAAAUUCCACGUUGGUAUUCUAACUUUAAAAACUCGGAACCAACUCAAAGGGAGUUACACGUUUUUGCUGAUGCAAGUGAGCUCGCGUACGCAUGUGUCGCUUAUUGGCGUCUUUUGUUCUCAGACGGCAGCAUCGAGCUUUCUCUCAUCUCUAGUAAGGCAAGAGUUACACCCUUGAAACCUACCUCUAUCCCACGUUUAGAGCUCCAGGCCGCUUUAAUAGCUUCUCGUCUCGCGGUCACCAUUAAGGACAGUCAUAGAAAACAACCGACACAUACCUUCUUUUGGACUGAUUCUAUGACAGUCCUUCAGUGGUUACGUAGUGACGCGCGCUCUUUUAAGCCUUUUGUUGCCCAUCGUUUAGGCGAAAUUAUUGAAAACUCUUGCGUCAGAGACUGGCGAUGGGUACCAACAGACUUAAAUGUUGCUGAUGACGCUACCAGAACGCGAUCAAUUAACCUCGACGCGUCCCACAGAUGGUUUCGCGGACCAUCUUUUCUAUUUAAAUCCUUUGAGGACUGGCCUACAGAGCCGAGGUAUGCCUCACCAAAUACCGAUGAACUCAAGACCAAUAGUUUUGAGUUGGUCGGACUAACUUCCUUUGUCGAAGAGUUACCGACACCUGUCACAGCUAUUUUUGCCAAUUUUAGUAAUUGGCAGCGCUUAUUACGUGCCACAGCCCGGGUACUUCAAGCUGCGGCAAAGUUUGGUGUAAUUUUGGCUUCCUUUAGAAAUUCUAAAUUGAAAGGCGAUGUUGUUUGUGCCCGCCAUCCUUCAGCGUCCACUACCCUACCGCCUCUUAGUGCAGAUUUAAUAAAGGCCGCUGAAAGGCAAAUUCUGCAACGAACACAGCUCGAGAGCUUUUCCAUAGAAUUUCUUCAUGUCCUGAAUUCGAACCCUAUUCCUCCGAACAGUCGUCUUAGAAAACUGUCACCCGCUUUGGGAGAGGACAAAUUACUACGGUUAGCCGGAAGAAUUAAAGCCGCAGAAGGCAUUGAUCCUGACACACGCUUUCCCAUCCUUCUUGACGGUCGUCACCCAAUUGUACGUUUAUUGGUACAGUUUUAUCAUCGAAAAGCGGGUCAUGCAAAUUAUGAACUAGUCGUGAACGAAUUAAGACAAAAAUACUGGUUGUUAGGGCUGAGGAACACAGUGAGAACAGUAGCUAAAGAGUGUCUACUCUGCAGAAUUAGAAAGACCUUGCCGGUAAACCCGCAAACAGGAGAUCUGCCACCUGAAAGAUUAGCUCACCAUCGACGGCCCUUUACUUUUACGGGCCUGGACUACUUCGGCCCCAUAAGCGUCACUAUCGGGCGCCGGCAUGAAAAACGUUAUGUGGCUCUUUUCACCUGUUUAACUGUCAGAGCCCUUCACCUGGAGAUGGUACAUAGUCUAUCAACUGACUCUGCCAUCAUGGCUAUUAGAAGGUUCAUUGCAAGACGGGGCUCUCCAAAUACUAUUUUUACGGACAACGGAACCUGCUUUGUUGGUGCCAAUCGCAUUCUCAGAGAGUUCUACGGUGUAAAUGUCGAAGAUUUCAUGAGCACUCAAGGAAUACGCUGGAAGUUCACCCCACCAGCAGCACCUAAUUUUGGAGGAUGUUGGGAGCGCUUGGUGCGAUCAGUUAAAGUAGCUCUGAACGCAACAUUAACCGAACGAGCUCCAAAAGAAGAAACCCUAAGCAGUUUACUAGCCGAGGCAGAAGCCAUUGUCAAUUCACGUCCAUUAACUCAUGUAUCUACAGAUCCUGACGACCCGACAACACUCACACCAUUUCAUUUCUUAAUCGGUUCUUCGUCCAUGCAGACCCUACCUACUGCCUUGAAUGAUCACGAUUUGGUCAGCCGUUCUGAAUGGAGGAAAGCAUUGAGGCUAGCGGAUCAUUUUUGGUCACGUUGGAUGCGCGAGGUUCUCCCGACACUACAACCACGUGAGCAGCCAAGAGGCAACCGCAGUUCAACAGCUCUUCAAGAGGGUGACAUAGUGAUCAUAGCUGAUUCUAACUUACCCCGUGGGACAUGGCCACGAGGCCGUGUCGCGAAAACGUACCGUGGGAAAGAUCAGGUGAUAAGGGUAGUGGACGUAACAACAGCAGGGGGUAUGCUACGCCGACCCGUACGAAAGCUGGUUAGGCUCUCCACCUAA